AGUCGUUUGCAGUCGUUUGGUACCUAAGCAGCUAUUUGGCCAGCUUUAACGUGCUUAUAGUGUGAUAUUUAACAAGUUUCUAGUUCAAACUGGUUCAAACCGAAAGAGAUUGAUGGAGGACCCAAUGCAAAAGAAAAUUCACGCAAAGGAAAAACCUUGCAUGUCCAAAAACGAUGAUGUUACAACGCAAAAUAAUGAAAAUACAUUGGAUUUGAGUACCGUUUUAACCUACGAUAUUUUGAGAAUUAUCUUUCAAUAUUUAGAUGCAAGGGAUCUGGCGAACGCUGCGAUGGUUUGCAGAUUCUGGUUAGAAGCUGCGAAUAAUGAGAAAUUGACAAGAGGUCAUCCAUGUUACUUCACACAAUUUUACGAUGAUUACGACAGAAACGGACGACACGAAUUAUUAUGUUAUAUCAAUAGAAUAAGAAUUAAACCAUCAAUAGGUUUCUUUUUUAUGCGUUCAGACACACCACGUAAUAUAUAUAUAGAAGAAUGUACAGAGGCUUUGCUACCUAAAGAUUGUGAAGCUAUAAUGUUGUAUAGUGAAGGUAUUAUUGUACAAAAUUGUCAAUUUCCAAAUAUAACAUGUGUGUUUUUGCCACAAAUCCCGAACGUUAAAAUAAAAUCGUUCAUACUGUCAGAAAAUUAUAUCAUACAAGAAACAGCUGAAUAUCGGGAGAUAAUUAGCACAAUUGUUAAUAAUGAAACAUCUACCUUGAGUGAUAAGACAUCUACAUGUUUUAUGUUAUUUUGCAAUGGAAAGGACCGUACCACAGCACAACGUUGGGCCUCAGCCAUACAAGAAAUUAGCAAAGAAUGUGAAGCAGUUUCUGUAUGGGGCGGGGUGAUGAUAGACAUUCAUGCACAACGCGCACAUACUGACUUGCGCAAAAGACAAAUGAGAACCAGAUCGCUUGAGAAAAUGAAUACAUUUGAAUAUUGUGUCGCCGUUCUAAUUACUGGCCCUAUAUGGACGUGGUCCGUGAUUUUGGAAUGGACAUGCAAUACAAAUGAGCUAAUCGAAGCGAGAUUAAAAUUAUUUAAGAACAAAGUGAAGUUAAAAAAACAUUCCAUAGGAUUUAUGAUCAUGUCCGAACCUCGUGAAUCUUCAUAUUUAGAACCAGUAAUAUUCACAAGAUUAUUCCCCGAAGUACGCUUAGUAGGUUGCAUUAGUUAUGGCGAGUUCGGCAAAAAUACUGCCGUCAAUGAGAUGAACGAAGAAAGGAAUAGUAAAUUUUGGUAUAAUGAUCUCUGUACUGUAUUUUUGAUACUUACGUAUGGUUAACGUUUUUUAAGAAGAGACAUAUGACUGCUACAUGCUGUGAACAUAUUUUAUUUAUCACUUUGUAUUACUAGAUUUAGGUUUUGUAUUUACCAAUCUUUUCUGUUAUUAAUGGAACAUGAAAGCAAUGAUCGUUCGAUAUUCACAGAACAAAAAUGUACAGUAUAACGAAUGUUGUAGCAAUAAACCUGAUUACAGAGA
Molecule: messenger RNA, 1483 nt
Organism: Wasmannia auropunctata (little fire ant)
Lineage: Eukaryota; Metazoa; Arthropoda; Insecta; Hymenoptera; Formicidae
Exons: 5
Coding region: 113-1285 (390 amino acids)
Biological process (GO): positive regulation of proteasomal ubiquitin-dependent protein catabolic process; protein polyubiquitination
Molecular function (GO): protein binding
Source: RefSeq, a predicted model, not a curated record